Acanthopagrus latus (yellowfin seabream) is the source of this 2437-nucleotide messenger RNA. RefSeq names its product frizzled-8-like. Bases 1223 to 1552 code for a protein of 109 amino acids. The transcript is spliced from 5 exons. The record is from RefSeq and is a predicted model, not a curated record. Lineage: Eukaryota; Metazoa; Chordata; Actinopteri; Spariformes; Sparidae.
ACACCUGAGUUUUUAAUGUAGGGGUUGACUCCUGGUUUAAUGACUAUUUUAAAGUGUUUGGAAGACAAAGUUCUGAGUGACAACAGCUCCUGUUCAAACCUGUUUCUUUGUGGAAAGUUUAUGAAAUGUGUUUAAAACAGCACGACUGAAGCAUUACAGCAGUUUACUGCGCCGACACUGAAGGAGAUCGUUUACUGAUCAAACAGUCAAAAAAAGGCUGAUAGCGUUAACGUGCAGGUGUGUCUGGAAACAUUAACACACACACCCUCGUUCACCUGGAGAGGAAGUGUAUCCUGACGGGCUGGUGUUUCCUUCUGUUUUGGGUUUUUAAGGUUUCUACAUUUCUUUGUCACGACUGGCCACUCGGCCUCUUUCACCCAGAAUGUUCUCACUUCCACCGUGCAGACCUCAGGCUGCUCCUCGAAAGCACAGUAAUCCAUUUCCACUGGACCGAGUCUGCAGCGCGUCAGAACAAUGAUCCCUUUUUUCUGUAAUACCUGCCUUGUGAGCGUGAUUUCAACAGAAUCAGCGCUUAGUACAGAGACCAGCAGGAGAGACGGAGCGUUUCUGCUGCAGUGUGUUUUCACUCAAAUUUAAAAUAUAUCCAAAGUGGAAUUAAAAGUAUAAAUGUAACGUAAGUGACUCCAUGGUGUCCCAUUACUGUACAGCCUCCUUAUUAUCAGUAAACACUAUAUAAAAAGUGUGUUGUGAUAUGUCAUCACUCACAAACACACAACACAACGUCUGCAUAUUUAAAAUGUCCACAUAUCAGAGUGUGAAAACGCCGCUGGCCUGUAAACAGCUGCCAAUCAUCUGCAGCCACGUGAGCUGCUGCUAGAGGGAGGUGUUGUCCACACACACACACACACACACACAACUCCAGUGUGUUGUUUGUUUUAAUCACCCUCUUUAAAAAGUUUUUCAGUAAUUUUGGCAGAAAAACAUUCAUUCAAACAUUCCUGGGAAGCCGAGGGCGGAUCAGGUGAGGAGGCGUUCAGGUGCGGAUGUAAUUCAGUAAUGGUGACACACACUGUGAGCUGUUUAUGGGCUGGUGUCAACACCUCCUCCACCACUGACAGACAGACAGGACACGACUGAAGCGAGUCCCUCCCAAAGUCGUCUGCCUGCUGUGAGACACAUAAAGUGCUGGCAGCUGAAUGACAGGCAGCAGUUUGUGACAGAGCGUCAGUCGAGUCGAGCAGCAGACAAGAGCAGCGCAACAAUGGCUCCUGUGGGCAUGGUCGGCAUGAUGGGCUGGAUUUCCUCCCCUGAGGUGGGCAUCAUCUCCCUCGUCGUCUUCCUCGUCCUGAGCAUCACUCUCGUGGCCCUUUGUGCCAGGUGUCACAGGAACACGAACAACGCGUACGACGUGAGCGGCUCAAAGACUGACGGAGCAGGAGGAGCAGGAGGAGCAGGAGGAGCAGGAGGUGCAGGAGGAGCCAACGGGGUCACUGGCACAAAGACAGCAGACAUCGACACCUCCAUCAGUUGGCGGAGCCACAACAACAUGCCCGCCAGCACAUUCGACCGAAAUCGUGCAGUGACCAACUAACCAGCCGGUGCCGGUUCUGAACACUCACCCCACAGCCCCCCGUCUCAACCCAGAAGCAGGACAGAGGACCAAUCAGAACUCCAGAACCCCAGUUUCCUAAACUUGACCUUGUUUCAAAUGUACAGAUGAAUGGAAAAGGAGGAGGCAGGAGGAAAAGUUUCUCCUUUCCUCCUCCAGUCUGAGCCUCCAUCCACUCCUCCACCUCUCUGGAUACGGUCCGGUCUCAUUAAUGGAAUCUGAAUUCAUCUGAGCAGAGACCUUCACACAAAGACUUUCUAUCAACCAGCUCAACUCAACCAUCUGCAUGUAGUUCACAUUAUUCUCUGUCCAUUUUGAUUUUCCGCAUAUUUUUUCCAUUUUUUUGAGUGUUGCCACUAAACUGUUCAGGUGUUAACUUACCUCUGACGUGUGUUUGAUCAUGUUGCAUGUUUAACACUGGUGACUUUGUCGUCCAUGUAAGUUGAUCGGGCGGCUGCUCUCUCCAACCUUCCACUGUAGUGUAAAGUGGAGGACAACAGUUUCCAGUGAAGCUUCUAGCUCGUUCAGUACAGAUUGUGAAUUAAUGGUAAUUCAUUUUACAGGCGAGUUACACGGUGUAAGUAUUUCUUGGCCGGCCCGGUGACUUCCUGCAGUCCUGUCAUCACCGUGACAAGGAAGUCGCUGCAGCCAGCCAAGAAAACAAAACGAACUAACAAGAUUUUUACUUGGUACGAAUUAAAGAAAUGACAUGUAACUUAGUAGUGUCAGCUUUAAAGUCGGCUUUUGGACUUCUAGCUGUUUCCCUAUUUCCAUUCUAAGCUAAGCUAAGCUAAGCUAAACUAAACUGAUUUAAACGCUGUAUAAAAAUCAGUGAAACCUUAAGAUCUGCAGCAGGGUUAGCACGGU